CGCGCCCGGGGGCUCCCCUUGUGUGUGUGUGUGUGUGUGUGUGUGUGUGCGUGCGUGUGUGUGUGUGUGCGUGUGUGUGUGCGGGGCCGGAGCGGGGCCGGCCGGCGCCAUGGAGGAGCUGAGCAGCGUGGGAGAGCAGGUCUUCGCCGCCGAGUGCAUCCUCAGCAAGCGGCUCCGCAAGGGCAAGCUGGAGUACCUGGUCAAGUGGCGGGGCUGGUCCUCCAAGCACAACAGCUGGGAACCCGAGGAGAACAUCCUUGAUCCAAGGCUCCUCCUCGCUUUCCAAAAGAAGGAACAUGAGAAAGAAGUGCAGAACCGCAAGAGAGGCAAGCGGCCACGGGGCAGACCCAGGAAACACGUGGAACCAGAGAUGCCUUCGAAAAGUAAGUCGAGCAGCUCCUCUUCCUCAACGUCUUCCUCCUCCUCCUCCUCUGAUGAAGAGGAUGAAAGUGACCUGGAAGCAAAGAGAGGUCCCCGCAGCAGAGAGACCCACCCGGUGCCGCAGAAAAAAGCUCAAAUCCUGGUGGCAAAGCCAGAAAUGAAGGACAGUUCCAGAAAGAAACGUGGGCGGAAACCUCUCCCCCCAGAGCAGAAAGCAGCUCGAAGGACCGUGAACCUGACAAAGGUGCUGAAGACAUCCCGGAAAGAGGUGGGGGGCAGCAGCAAGCUGCUGGGCAAGCUGCAGCCGCAGCACGGCACACAGGGCACGGGGCUGGCUGGGCUGAAGGAGCCACCGGGUGCAUUGGCCGGGCUCAGCUCCGGGGGAUCCUCGGCAGAAAACAUCCCCAGUGCGAUGAAAAGCGGCUCCAGCAGCCCCAGCCGGGCCAUCAGCUGGCAGAGCUCCAUCGUGCAUUACAUGAACAGGAUGUCUCAAAACCAGAGCUCGGCCGAGACCUCGCCGCUAGGAAGGCUGGCGCUGAAGUCACAGGCAUCCAGCAAGAGCGGCUUAGGGCUGGACUUAAAAAUGAGGAACCAGAAAGGAGCUGGGGAGGUGGGGCUGUCCAUGCAGGGAGCCAAGACCACCAAGGUUCCUGGCAGCGGCACCGGAGGGGAUCAGAAAUCGGGGUUCACCACCGGAGCCCAAAUGCUGCACAAUGGCAGCAAGACGCCCACAAGCUCCUCUGCGCCUGGGGGGCAGCAAGCAUCCAGCCAGGAGCUGAACCUCCAAGCUUUAAACCUGCAGAGCGUCAAAAACGGGCAGAGUGCAGCAAGUGGGAGCAGCGCGCCUCGCCAUGCCUGCAGCGCUCUGCCCAAAGGCGCCACCGCAGCCGCGGGUUUGGGUCCUGCUGGGUCCAAGGGUGGCGGAACCAAUGCCGGCUUGAACGCUGCCAAUGUGGGAGACGGCAGCAAGAGUGAGAAGCAGGCACGCAGGGCAGGUGCUGGUGACAGGGACGUGGCCAAGGGUGGCACGGCCGGCGGGCAGGAGGGGCACGCGGCCCCCGAGAGCCGCAAAGCAGCCGCCCUGUCCGAAAUGAGUACAGGCGACGAGAGCAGCUCGGACUCGGAUCGGGAUUCGGCUUCCUUUCCCAGCGUGGGUCAGAACAUGUCUGUCUCCAUCCAGACCAGCCAGGACUGGAAGCCCACCCGCAGCCUGAUCGAGCACGUCUUCGUCACGGAUGUCACCGCAAACCUGAUCACAGUGACGGUCAAGGAAUCCCCCACCAGCGUUGGGUUCUUCAAUGUCCGGCAAUACUGAGCCGGGGAGCCGGAGAGCAGGGAGACGUCCUUCAGCUUCCCUCACCCUUGCCCAGCUCUCCCACCAGGUUUUCAUUUCUUUAGGUACUGCCCCACGGCAGGGACUCACGCGAUGACCUCCUGCCAUCAGCCCCGUGCCCCUCCACUGCAGGCAGUGCCAGCUUGGACCUGCAGCCCCUCACACCCCCAGGACCCACUGGGAGCUGAUGCAGAGGGUCGGGAAAGGUGGUGAAGCCUGCACAGAAAUGCCAGCAGAUGAAGUGGGCCCUCCCUGCCUCCUCCGUCCAUCCGAGCCAGUGCCACUGGCCAGGAGCAAAGGCACUGGGAGGUGACAGCUGGCAAGUUCUGAGCCAGGCUUCGCUACAUGAAGUUCACUUGCUUUAUGGCUUGAGAUGCCAGUGUGCGGCACGGGGCUCUGGCAGCAGGGAGAGGGGCAGAGGGGAGGUGCCAGGCUUACGCUUGGGAGAGAAGAGGGCAGCUCUCCUUUUUCUGUGUGCCCCAAGCUACCAGAGCAGCCAUGAUCCAAACGAGAGAGCUCCCAGCACCUCAGGGCUGCAGGGGCUGCAGGAUGGGGGUUUUUCAGGGUACGGGAAGCCCAGCCACCCCCCUGGGCCAGGUCAGUUCCAGUGACAGUGAAGGCCGCGACAUCUCUGUUGUGGUUUCUAGCGGAGAAGGAAAAACUGUUUACAUUUCUUCUUAAGGGAAAAUCUUUUCUUUAGAGGGAGGGGCACAAACGAAAUGCAGAUGAACAGACAUCAGGUCUGGCUGGUGCACUGCACAGCCCCCCAAACCACUCCUUGUCCUGGCACCACGUGCUCAGCAGCUCGCAGGGACCGAGCUGGGCAGUGCCCAUCAGCCCUGUGUUUCCCAGGCUGUGAGGUGCCCACACUGCCUGGCACAGGAAGGGCAGCAGGGGAGCUGGUGGCAUCCCACGGCCACCUCCAAUCCUGUGCCAGCCCCUUGGGCUUGUAAUCACAACCAAUAAUGGCUUUCCUAGUGAGUGAGGUCUUUUUCCCUGCUAUAGAUUAUUGUUACGAGCCAAAAUUAACAGCAGUAGUUCAGGCAGAGUUUAAUAGCGUUUGGGGUCAUUUUCGUUCUAUUAAUGCCAAACUCCUGCUCUGGAGAUGGCACAAAGCCUGCAGCCUGCCAGGUCUGUGGGUACGCCCAUGGGAAAUGCUUCUGAGGCUCCGCUGUGCUCGCAGAGCUGGCAUCUGGCAUUGCUGCAGAUGGCACUGCAAGGAGAUGCCAGCACCUGUAUCCCUGUAACACCUGGGGCUCCCUGCCCCACUCACCAAAUGUUUGCUAGUUGGCCUUUGCAAAUCCAAACUGAACGACCAUGUGCCUUUUUGCAACCGUCCUUACUUCUGUGUCUGUGACACCACUCCUGCAACAGGUUUGUGCCUAUGCAAAGCUGGGUGGUGCCAGGGUCCUGGGGACAGCUGUGACACCAGUGGGGGACACCCGGUCGAGCCGUGACGCCGUGUCAUGGCUGCUCACAGGGGGAAGCCCAUGGGGAUGCUCCUACCUGGGGCAUGGGGCUGCCGUCCCCACCGUCCCCGUGUCCCCUCGGUGGCAGCAGGUCUCUGCCAUCCCUGCUUUUGCUCUUGUGCCUUUCUGCUCACCAGCCGGUUCAAUUCCAAAGGUGUAAGGACGGUGAAAAUUAUCAUCUAGAGUUUUGUCUUCAUCCCAUCCCACCCCCUGUUGCCAUUUCUCUCCUGACCUCACGUGUGUCUGAGCAGAAGGUCCGUGCUGGAGGCUGCUUCCCAUGGGGGGUCUCGUGGGACCAAGCGCAGCUUUGGUGGACGGAGCCACGUUCACCACUCAGUGCCAUUAGUAUUCAAGGUCUACCUUCCUAUUUUUUAUUUGGAGUUUGCUGCUAUGGGUUUGAGUGUUCAGUUGUACGUCAAACAAGCAAUUAAAGGUUUGUCACUUGGCAUUUCUUAAGGGCUUUCCGACGUGGAAAGUCCUGCAGUAUUUGUAUAUUGAAUGGAUAUUUUCUCCGGGCAUAAUCUGGUUAAGGAUGCUUGUUGUUUUCCAUUGGACUGGAAGGAGAGGCCGACGCAGCCGCCGUCCUUAGAAGCUUAGUAUAUUUUUAUAUAUAUAUUUUGUACCAAAAAAUAAAUGGAGUUGGCGGAGGGUUGGGGAUGCUUUUGGAGGAUUCCAUCUGCUCUGAACUCUGAUCUGAGCACGAAGGGCUCCGGAGGUGGAGAGAAGGGUUUUACUGAGAGAAGCUGAGGGAUGGGUGAAAACAAACUGUUGUUGUAACUCACGAUUUGUAUGUUUUAAUUAAAGAGAGAGCCAAAUCA
Messenger RNA from Tympanuchus pallidicinctus (lesser prairie-chicken), 4001 nucleotides. It is a transcript of the gene CBX2, whose product is annotated as chromobox 2. Gene Ontology annotation, biological process: negative regulation of transcription by RNA polymerase II. Lineage: Eukaryota; Metazoa; Chordata; Aves; Galliformes; Phasianidae. The record is from RefSeq and is a predicted model, not a curated record. Gene Ontology annotation, cellular component: heterochromatin; PRC1 complex. The transcript has 5 exons. Bases 110 to 1696 code for a protein of 528 amino acids.